AUGCAUCAACGUAUGGCAGAUCUACCCAGCGUACGUACACAGGAUGGAUGCGACUAUGCAGGACCAAUUCUUCUGAAAGACGCUAAGGAGCGCAAGCCGCGCAUGAGCAAGGGCUAUAUGCCUAUUCGCAAAUGUACUCGCAUGUACAGCGACAACGGAACAAAUUUCAUCGGAGCCAGGAGAUCCCUGGAUGAAAUGCAGCAGCUACUGAGCUCAACACAACACAAGGAUCACGUAGCGAACUCCCCAGCAGACGAAGGUAUCCAAUGGACCUUCAUCCCACCUCGUGCUCCGCAUUGGGGAGGAAAGUGGGAAUCAGCAGUUCGAUGUGUCAAACUGCAUCUUCGACGAGUCAUUGGCAGCAGCACACUAACCCAUGAGCAAAUGCGCACCUUGCUGGCGCAGAUCAGUGCGGUUGUCAACUCAAGACCCUUAUGCUACACAUCGGAUACAGACAGCAACUAUCUGUCACCAGCCCAUUUCCUGAUCGGGCGACCAAUUACGACGAUCCCGGAGGCGGAUCUUGGCCACAUUCCUAAGUACCUGACGAGUCUUCAGCAGCGACCAAAGUGGACCAAGGCAACAACCAACAUCAAGAUUGGCAGCGUUGUGCUCGUCAAGGAGUCCAACACACCACCAGCAUCAUGA
Molecule: messenger RNA, 648 nt
Organism: Drosophila bipectinata
Lineage: Eukaryota; Metazoa; Arthropoda; Insecta; Diptera; Drosophilidae
Source: RefSeq, a predicted model, not a curated record